GUCGGGUGUCGUCCUUCAGCCUCCGGGCGUCGGGGAUCUGCGGCGGGAGGACGCGGAUCUUCUGCUUCCCACGCCGCGCUAGCUGCACCCAUGUCCCUACCCUUGGACUCUUCUUCGGAACACUCGCUUGGUCUGCACCUACUCGUCCUCCUAAGAUGCAUCCUGACCUGUCUCCACACUUGCACACUGAAGAAUGCAACGUCUUGAUUAACUUGCUUAAGGAAUGUCACAAAAAUCACAACAUUCUGAAGUUUUUUGGCCAUUGCAAUGACCUUGAUCGGGAAAUGAGGAAGUGCUUGAAGAACGAGUACUCACAGAAGAGGACCAGGAGCAGGGAGCACGGCGCUGCAAUGCGAAGGAGGCUUUCUGAUCUUCCAGAGGAAGCUGGGAGAUAGGCUCACUGGAUGCCUCGGCUGGGAGACCUGAAAUCCCUUCCUUUUGGCCUCUAGUACUCUUUGAAUGAAAAGUACUCUGUGAAGAACUGAACCACAGAGAACCACUGGAAUGUGGGUUCUCAGUAUGUGCUGAACUUUAGUGCCAUGCACUGUGUCUGCGAAAGUUUCCUCUGCUGCUGCCCUGAGUCUGCGUCCACCUCAUCCUGACUCACCUCCUGCAAUAAAGUCCUUGGACAGUG
Molecule: messenger RNA, 634 nt
Organism: Apodemus sylvaticus (European woodmouse)
Lineage: Eukaryota; Metazoa; Chordata; Mammalia; Rodentia; Muridae
Gene: Cmc2
Product: C-X9-C motif containing 2
Exons: 4
Coding region: 156-395 (79 amino acids)
Cellular component (GO): mitochondrion
Source: RefSeq, a predicted model, not a curated record